Symbiodinium pilosum is the source of this 7413-nucleotide messenger RNA. The record is from the annotation of a GenBank genome assembly. Lineage: Eukaryota; Dinophyceae; Suessiales; Symbiodiniaceae.
AUGGCGUGGAAUGAGCCAGGUGGCGGUGAUAAAGAUAAAGACCCUUGGGGCAAUCGUUCUGACCAGGGACCACCUGACCUAGACGAAGCGAUUCGAAAGCUGCAAUCCCAGCUCUCGGGUAUUUUUGGCGGCGGUAAAGGUGGCAGCGGCAGUGGCGGUGGUGCAAGCAUCUCCGGCGGUGCGCUGGGACUGGUGGGCUUUGUGUUGAUUGCCAUCUAUGCCUUUACCGGUGUCUAUCAGGUGGACCAGCAGGAGCGCGGCGUUGUGUUCCGUUUCGGCGCCGCACAGGAAGUUCUCAAAGAACCAGGCCUGCACUGGAACCCACCGCUGAUUGAUCAGGUUGAGCUGGUCAAUGUUACCCAGGUGCGUUCGCACUCGACUCAAUCGAGCAUGUUGACCCAGGAUGAAAACAUUGUAGACAUCAGCCUCACCGUACAGUGGGUCGUGGACAGCGCCAAAGAUUUCAUUGUGAACGUGAAAAAUCCCGAAUCCAGCCUGGCUCAGGCAACGGAAAGUGCCCUGCGGCAUGUUGCGGGCAGCUCGACCAUGAACCAGGUCAUCACCGACGGUCGUGAGGCCAUUGCGGCUGAAGUGCAAACCCGACUGCAGAAUUAUCUGACGAGUUAUGGCACAGGUAUUUUUGUUAAUAAGGUCAACAUUGAUCGCAGUGCGCCGCCACAACAGGUGCAGGAAGCGUUUAAUGACGUACAGAAAGCAAAAGAAGAUCAGCAGCGGUUUAUUAACCAGGCGACUGCUUAUGCGCAGCAGGUUGUGCCUGAGGCGCGUGGUCGCGCGGUACGCCAGAUAGAAGAAGCCAACGCCUACCGGGACCGAGUGAUAGCAAGGUCAACCGGUGAAGCGCAACGCUUUGAUAAAUUACUUGCAGAGUACCAGCAGGCUAAGCGGGUAACCCGCGAUCGUCUGUAUAUUGAUGCUCUCGAAUCGGUUCUCAGCAACGCCAGCAAAAUCAUGGUGGACGUGGAAGGUGGUAACAACAUGAUGUACCUGCCUUUGGAUCAGCUUACGCGGCAACGCACCGGUGGCGGCGAAGGCGUCAUUGAUCAGACCAUGAUGGACAACGCGUUUGGUGAAAUCAUGCGUGCGGACGUUAAGCCGGGCCUGCAUUUCAAGAUGCCCAUUGCUCAGCAGGUUAAAUUGUUUGAUGCCAGGGUAUUAACUCUGGAUUCGAAUUCCGAGACUUACUACACCCUGGAGAAAAAGCCGCUCGAAGUCGAUUCGUUUGUGAAGUGGCGGGUUGCGGACGUGGCAUCUUUUUAUGAGAGCGCGAGUUUUGAUAUCCGUCGCGCUGAACGAUUGUUGCAGGAGCGCGUCAACGAAGGUCUGCGCAACCAGAUCAGUCGUCGCGAUAUGCACGAAGUAGUGUCCGGCGAGCGUGAUCAAUUGAUGACGGAACUGCGCACCGACCUCGAUGAAAAAAUGCGCGGCUACGGGGUUGAAGUGGUUGAUGUGAGGGUGAAACGUAUCGAUUUACCCGUACAGGUAUCUUCGUCGGUGUACGAACGCAUGAAUUCUGAACGGGAAAUUGAAGCCCGCCAGUUUCGCGCUGAAGGUCAGGAAGAAGCCCUUGCAGUGCGCGCUAAUGCGGAUCGCCAGGCAGUUGUUCUCGAAGCGGAAGCUUAUCGUGAAAGCGAGCAGAUUCGUGGUGAAGGCGAUGCUCAAUCCGCCGCAAUUUAUGCAGCAGCUUUCAAUAAAGACCCUGAAUUUUAUGAGUUCUACCGCAGCAUCAAUGCUUACGUGAACGUAUUCAGCGACAAAUUCGCAAAGAUGAAAACACAUUGGCGCCUGCCUCGCGGCGUGGACGAAUUAUUGCCGCCCGCCGCCUGGCAGCUCGAGUUGCUGCGACGCAAAGUGCUGGACCUGUUUGUCAGCUGGGGUUUCGAGUACGUGGACCCACCUGUUAUCGAGUAUCUCGAUGCAUUGCUGGUCGGCAGCGGUGAAGACCUCGACCUGCAGACUCUAAAAGUUGUAGAUCAGGUCAGCGGUCGGCAGCUCGGGGUGCGCGCAGACAUGACCUCUCAGGCUGUCCGCAUAGAUGCGCACAGCCUCGUGACGGAUGCGGUUCAGCGUCUGUGUUAUGCGGGCCCUGUUGUCUUUGCCAACCCGCAGAUCGCUCAAAAUUCACGUGUACCUUUCAAGGCCGGCGCUGAAAUUUUUGGCGCCGCCGGGCUGGAUGCGGACGCGGAAGUGAUUGCUCUGAUGCUCAGCACUGUGCAGCAGGCUCAGGUCGAAGAGCCAGUGCUGUUGCUGGGUCACAUGGGUAUAUAUCUGCAUUUGGUUGCCCAACUUAUUGCCGAAGGCAGUCUUGCAGCAGAAGAUGAAGGUCGUCUGUUCACCUGCAUUCAACGAAAGUCCCAGGCGGACAUCAGAGCGCUGCUGAAGAAAACACCGUGCUCCGAAAUGAUGGCUGCUCUGCCUCUGAUGAUGGGUGGCCUUGCAGUGAUGGACGAUGUACGUCAGCAGUUAUCGGGUGCGCCAGCGCCAGUUCUGCAGGCUCUAGAUGAGCUGCAAAUCCUCGGUGAGCAGGUCAGUGAUGUGCAUCCAGGCCUCAGUUUGCGCCUCGAUGUAUCUGAACUGUCGGGGUACGGGUAUCACAACGGACCGGUUUAUGCCGUUUAUCAUCCUACCCAUGGCAGUGCGCUGGCCCAGGGCGGGCGCUACGAUAACGUCGGUGAAGUGUUUGGCCGCCUGCGUCCGGCAACGGGGUUUGAUGUGAAUCUGAAGCUGUUGAUAAACGCGGCGCUGUUGUCUGAAGUUGCGGCAUUGCGCGCAGUGGGUGAACGGGUGCAAUGUGCAUUGAGUGAAGAUGAGUUGCCGCCGUGGGGAGACGAAGGCAAGGGUAAAGUGGUUGACCUUCUGACGGAGGAAGUGGCUGCCGUUAUUCGCUUUCAGGGUGGUCACAAUGCCGGCCACACGCUGGUCAUCGACGGUGAGAAGACCGUGCUGCAUGUCAUCCCGUCCGGCAUUCUGCGGCCUGAUGUCCAGUGUGUUAUCGGCAACGGCGUGGUGAUUGAACCCAAUGCGCUGCUCAAGGAAGUUGUUGAACUGGAAGCGCGCGGCGUGCCGGUCCGGCAGCGGUUACGUAUAUCACCUGCCUGUCCUAUCAUCCUGCCCCACCAUGUACAGCUCGAUCUGGCACGCGAAGAAGCGCGUGGUGAAAGGAAAAUCGGCACCACCGGUCGUGGCAUAGGGCCAGCCUACGAAGACAAAGCUGCCCGGCGUGGCCUGCGCAUAGGCGACCUUUUUUACUGGCAGAAUUUUGCCGCCCAGUUAAACGAAGUCAUGGAGUAUCACAACUUCAUGUUGACGAACUAUUACAAAAAGCCGGCGGUGGAUUUUCAGCAGACGCUGGAUGAGUGUGCAAAGGUAGCUGAACAACUGAAACCGAUGGUCUGUGAUGUUGUCCCUUUGUUGCACGGCCUGCGCGAGCAAGGCAAAAAUCUGCUCUUUGAGGGCGCCCAGGGGGCGUUGCUGGAUAUUGACCUUGGCACCUACCCCUAUGUCACCUCGUCUAACACCACAGCUGGUGGCACCGCUGUCGGCAGCGGUUUUGGCCCCAUGUAUCUCGACUACGUGCUGGGUAUUACAAAAGCGUAUUCGACUCGCGUUGGUUCAGGCCCUUUCCCCACAGAGCUGUUCGACGAUGUGGGUGCAAAGCUGGCAGAACGGGGUAACGAAUUUGGCUCCACCACCGGCCGUCCACGGCGUUGUGGCUGGUUUGAUGCAGUGGCGCUGCGGCAGGCGGUACAGAUCAACAGUAUCACGGGGUUGUGUCUCACCAAGCUUGAUGUGUUGGAUGGCAUGGAAACCAUUAAGGUUUGUGUCGGGUAUGAGGAUCCGGACGGCAGUGUCGGCACCGCCCAGUUUGGCAGUGAAUAUUAUUCUGCAGUGACCCCGAUAUAUGAAGAAUUGCCGGGUUGGCAGGAAUCCACCGUCGGCGCCAGCGGCUUGAAGGCACUGCCCAAGGCAGCUCAAGCCUAUAUUGCACGUAUCGAAGAGGCGGUAGGCGCCCCUAUUGACAUUAUCUCGACCGGCGCGGCCUUUGACGGAGCCGGAAUGGUCCAGUCUGCCGACGUAGGCUUGUGGAAGCCUGAUCACAUCAUCACCAACGAAGAGCUUGUCACUUCGUACAAUGCCUAUGCAACCGCGUUUAAUGAAGCCAAUGCAGCCGCCAUCAGCGCCGGUGAAGUGGCGGAAAAGCCCCUAUCCAGUGUAGCUUUUAUAGAAAAAGCCAGCGGCAUCAAGCAGCGUUAUGUGUACGCCAAAGAAGGGAUUCUGGAUAUUGAACGCAUGCGUCCGGUGUUGUCUGAACGCAGCGAUGACGAGUUAUCUCAUCAGGCUGAAAUGGCUGUACAUGCUGCGAAAGCUGCGAUGGCUCAGGCCAAUAAAACCAGCGCCGACAUUGAUAUGGUCAUUGUAUCGUGCGCCUAUACUCAACGAUCAUAUCCAGCCAUAGCCAUCGAAGUACAGGAUGCUUUAGGCAUCGAAGGAUUUGGUUUUGACAUGCUGGUUGCGUGUUCAGCGGCAACUUUUGCGCUACACCGGGCCUACGAUGCGCUGGCUGCCGGGUCUGCCCGAGGGGUGCUGGUGAUCAAUCCUGAACUGGUCUCGCCACAAAUGAAUUAUACCGAUCGCGAUGGCCACUUUAUUUUCGGUGAUGUCAGUACUGCCGUGAUCAUGGAGCGCGCGGAUACCUGUACAGCGCCGCACAGUUAUGACGUACUCAGCACUCAGGCGGUGACCUCUUAUUCCAGCAACAUACGCUCCAAUUUUGGUUAUCUGUCUUUUGCAGAUGAUUCAAACCCGUUCGCGGACGACAAAUUAUUUCACCAGAAUGGUCGCAAGGUGUUUAAAGAAGUGUGCCCGAUGGCCGCUGAGCACCUGCACAGUCAGGUGAAAAAGGCCGGUCUGGAAUUAGCAGAUAUCAAACGUUGGUGGCUGCAUCAGGCCAAUAUCAACAUGAACGAUCUGAUCGCCCGUCGAUUGCUUGGGCGCGACCCCCAUCCAGGUGAAGCACCAAUUGUGCUCGAUGAAUUUGCCAAUACAGCUUCUGCAGGAUCAAUUAUCGCGUUCAAUCUGCAUCAGGAAGAUCUGCAGAGCGGUGAUUGUGGCGUGAUCUGUUCGUUUGGUGCCGGCUCAUCAAAGAAAGCCAUCUAUGCCGCUCUGGCCGGAAACUCCCUGAUUGCAGUCACUAAAUUCUCUGCCGCUUUUUAUACGGGUAGUGCGGCGAUGCUCAGUGAAGGCAUUCAUUCACUGGUAGAUACGGGUAACCAGAUCCUGCUGCUUUUUGGGCUGAAACAGUCCCUCAAGCCUGCCAGCCAUGAAUUCCCUUUUGGUCAUGGUAAAGAAGUCUAUUUCUGGUGUUUUAUCGUAGCGAUGCUCAUUUUUGCCCUCGGCGGCAGCGCAUCGAUCUAUCAGGGUGUGAUGCACCUGUCUUCAUCUGAACCCAUCACCAAUAUUUUUAUUAACUACAUAGUGUUAGGCCUGGCGCUUGUCUUUGAACUGGGCGCUUUGUACGUCGCGCUCAAGGAAUUUAAUAAAAGCCGCGGUGAUCAGACGAUUCUGGAAGCUGUCAGCAACGGUAAAGAUCCAACCCUUUUUGUUGUGGUGUUUGAAGACUCCGCGGCGGCAUUGGGUUUGUUGAUUGCCGUGUUUGGCCUGGUGAUGUAUCAGAUUACCGGCAAUAUGGUGUUUGAUGCGAUAGCGUCUAUCUCAAUUGGUGUGGUAUUGAUAUUGACUGCGAUCUGGCUGGCGUAUGAAAGCAAAGGCUUGUUGAUUGGCGAGAGCACAACACAACCUAUUCGUCAGCUGAUAAAAAACGUGUUUUUGAACGAUUUGCGUGUUGCCGCUGUUAACGAGGUGGCCAGCCUGCACAUGGGCCCCGAUUUUGUUCUGGUUACCGCAUCAGUUGAAUUUGCCACAGUACAAACAGCUGGAGAGGUGGAGAGUGCGGUCACUGAACUCACGGCAAAAGUCAAACAAGUUGAUCCACGCAUCAAGCGGGUCUUUGUUGAAGCCGAGCGUACUGCGGCAUUGCUUUUAAUUUCGAUGGCAGCGGUGUUCAUCACCGGCUGCGGCAGCAGCAGUUCAUCGUCUCGUCCUGCACCCACACCACCGAUCGCUGACCUGGGUGAAGUGGAUUUUGAGAUCGUGCACGCAUCGCAGGAUGCGCCACCUGUGAACCUGUCUGUUGGCGGCAAUGUGGUAGCUUCUGGCGCCGAUUUCGGCGACGCAGCGUUUGUCACAGUUGACGGUGGUGAAACCACCAUAGUUGUAGAAGGUAUUAUCCCCGGCGGCAACGCUGAGGUGAUAACCGCGACCGAAACGUUUUCCGAUGGCCAACGUGUGACCAUCUUUGCCGCGAACGAUGUAGCCAACAUCGGUCCAAUUGUGCUGGUUGAUGAUCAGCCGGAAGUGGCCGAUACGGAUGUACGCCUGCGCGUUGUACAUGCGGCGUCUAACGUCACGCCCAUUGCUGACAUGGUGGAUAUCUAUGUAACCGCACCAGCCGACCCUAUCUCUUCUGCUACCCCGAUAACGCUGAUGUUCGGUGAUUUUACUGCAGAUGCGAUCACGGUCCCUGCAGGUGACUAUCGCAUUCGCAUCACGCCAGCUUCGGAUUCUACUGUCGUGUACGACUCGGGUACCGUGCCUCUGGCCGGUGGCAGCGAUCUCGUUGUUGCAGCCAUUGCUAACGUGGGUCCCGGUGCGGCCCCGGUUGAGCUGAUCGCGCUGACAGGGUCAGCAUCGCUGCGACUGUUGGAUGCUGAGACGCCAGCUGACGUGCGUGUGGGACACCUUGCGGCGGAUGUUGGCCCGGUGGAUGUUCUUAUCGACGAUGUACUUUCGCCGGUUCAAGGGGCUACUUUUGGCGCCAUCACGGGCUAUCUGCCGCUGGCUGCAGGUCCAACCAAUUUUAAGGUCACGGUUGCUGGAAAUGCUAACGCCGUCGCGAUUGACACCCUCGACGAAGUGUCGCUUGAAGCGGGCGAGACCUAUUCGGUUACAGCGGUCGGCUUGGCCGGCGAUGGCAGCCUCACCUAUGACGUUGCAGUAGAUAAUCCGCGUCGCAUAGCCACAGAGAGCCGCGUGCGCAUUUUCCACAGCUCACCUGCAGCAGGCGACGUCGACAUCUAUGUGGUUGGCACUGGCGAUCCGAUUGAUGGGUUAACACCAAACUUUGCUGCGGUACCUUUUGGCGCUGAAACGGGAUAUGUUCCAUUGGCGCCAGGUGGCUAUGACGUAUAUGUCACUGAAGCAGGCGAUCCGACCAUGCUGAUUUUCCCUGUAGUUGCUGUGAAUCUUGAUGCGGGUGGCAUUUACACCGCUGUUGCUGUUGACGCAGCAGGUGGAGGCGAGCCUGUCGGUCUGGUUGUGGCGGACGACUUUCUCUAG